AGUUGUAGUUAAUUGCAAAGAAAACACCACAAACACUGCUAGGAUAAUACUGGCCCCACUUGUCCGGCUAAGCUGUAGGCAGUGAAUCGGGCAUUUUUAGAAUGUUUACGGUUGUUCGUCUGACCGGUCGGCAAUGAUCAUCGCCAGAGCACUUUUAUGUGCCAGAGAUGUAAAUCUUUCUGCAUCCUUCCUGCAUGGGCCUACCAAUCCAUGUGUUGCAAUGCAUCUACGUUCUGUGCUAUUGCAUUACACACUGGAUGCGGAAGUGGAGCGAUCCGAAUUCGAAAGUACAUGUAGGCCUAUGUUUGAGCUCUGUAAGCCGAGAUAAAUAAUCACGGUCCAAGUUCAAUGGUCACGUCGGAGCUUGUUACAGCUCACAGUCCAAGAACGCCAACGAAGCGCAUGACAAUCACAGUCUAUAGCCAUGAACGGGUUUGUUGUGGUCGGCGUAGACAAUUGCAAACAGAGGUUUCCGCCCACUGCGUAUGCAAAGACCAGCUGCAGUGUUUGGUGGCAGAUCUGUCGGACGAGUAGCGAGUAUGGACGACUUCGACGCUGACGAACGAGCCCCACUGACCGGCUCAAAGACCUUCAUCGAUGAGCCCAGCGAGGAAGCGGCACCAACGGCCAAGCCCACGCAGCAGCCAGAGAUAGGUCAGGAGCCGGAGGGACCAGCGAAGCACAGGCCCCCGAUUCAAGGUUCAGCUCAGCAGCAGGAUGGAUUGCCAGGAGAACGACCUCCACAACAAGACGCGCACACACCCGGUGAAGUCGAUCAGCGGCCCCCUGCGUCCGAUAUGCCGCAUGACAUGGCCGAAGUAGGGGAGCUGCAGCCUCAGGUCCUCGAAGCAUCCAUGCCCAGACCGCGGGCAAACCCGCCGGAAGUUUCCCCCCAACAUCCAUCCACCUCCUACCCGCCGGAACAGGGCCCUCAGAGUCAAAAUGCCCUAGACAGGCCGCCCGUCUUUCCAUCCGCUCAAGGGGCACCGAUGACCGGAGGCAAUACCCGACUUCCUGGUGCUCAACCACUCCCUCAAGGAGUUCAUCAGGAUACCUCAACUCAAGGGCGCCCUCAACAUGCAGCCCCCGUCUUGAACCAACCCCAGCUUGUUCCACGUACAACUGCCGGCCAUCAAUUUCAGCAACAGCAACAACCGUAUCAACAGAUGCAGCAGAAUUAUCAACUACAUGAGCAGCAGCAUCAACAUCAGGUUCAACAUCAUCAUCCACCAGCUACUCAACAUCUACCCCCUCCGCAUCCGCAGCCCAACCUACCACACCCACCAACAUCCCAACCGUACUCCCAGCAGCAGCCAGGGCAGCCCGGGCAGCCACACCAGCAACAGCAGCAGUACUACGACCAGCAACAGCUACAGCGGCAGCAGCACCAGCGCCAGCAGCAACAUCCCAACCAGCAGGCGCUUCACUUCCCAGCCCAGAGUCCGCCCCAGCGCACGGUCAAGGUGACCCAACCCCAAUAUCAGCCGCUCCUCACCACCUGUCCGCAGUGCCACUCUGGUGUCAUGCACAAGCAGUUCAGUCCGCUCGGUAUCCUUCUGGGUAUUUUCUGCUUCCCCUGCGGUCUCCUAUGCUGUUUGCUUAUGAGAGAGAACAAGUGUUCCAGUUGCGGGAUGACGAUCUAGUUUAAAAGGUAGAGUUGACCAUUAGCAGCCAUCCGAAAAACCUGACCAAAAUCGUUCUUCGGUCUAAAAGAUCGGCAGCAAAAUCCCUCUGCAGUUACCCCGUCUGUCACACUGUGUCAUUUUGAAACAUACAUUUUCAAACAUAUUGGGAAUUGGAAUGAACCGUAUAUGCCUUAUUAAACCGAGGCACGCCCACAUUCUGCUAAAUUGUAAACACCAAACUGGUCAAAGACAUAGGCCCGAAUUUGUUGUUGGGCAGUCCUAAUGCAAACACGAUUCAGCCACUUGUGAAUCGAGUCACGAGACCCGUAAAUAAUACCCGCUCUCUCGAGUGUGAUCACAGAGCAGAGUGUUAUAAGAUUUGACCAAUUUUUAUCGCUUGUGUUUAUCUUUUUAAAUAAAUCAAUCAUACAGAAUGAGUAGGUUUACUUUCGUCGGCAUCGGGGCACGAUAUGCAUCGGUAUGUAUGCAUAUAUAAAUACCCAUGUUGAGUGUACACACAUGGUGUGGGUAUGAAUUGUCAAGAAACGUUCAUGAGUCAGUUCUUGUCUAUACUUGAUUUUAUCUAUGCCUCUCUGUCCCCAGACAAUAGAUCUAACCAGAACAAUCACGAAUAUAAAAAUGGCCAAAGACUUCAGCUUGUGUUAUUCAAUUCAAAAUUAAUAACAUUUGAAUUUUGUUUUGUCCUAAUGCUAACCUUAGUGAACUCUUUCCCCGUGACUGGGCAAAAUUAUUGCAAAAUGAUCAUCAAUGGUGUGAGUCAACGUUGUAAAAUGAGGCGGGUUUUCAUUUCCAAUUUCAAACAUAAAGAGAAGCGCCUAAUAGUGCAAUUAUCCAUAUAGGACCCAUAUUUAAAUACAGUGUUGAUGCUCCCACUAUUUUCAGUUAUCAAAUUGGAAAAGUCAAAUUUUACUCUUGGAACCAGUUUUAGAAAAUUGGUAAAACAGGUCUGCUGCUCACAGAUGUAUAACAUACUCCAGCAUAGUUGACUCAACGUUGUACAUAGAGUGUAUUUCACACAAAACCAUCAGCAUCACGUGUGAUCGUUUGUGAACGAAAUGCAACAUUUUGUCGACCUUUGUUGACAUGUUGAGUGAGAUGCCGCCAGUAGAGAUCACACUGCAGUAUGCUGAUGAAAGCUCAACUGGUAUAGUUGAGACGGAGACAGCCCCCUUGCUUUGUGUUGGUCAUUGUCUCAUUGGAAUCUGAGGAAUUAAUUUCAGACAUCUGGGGGAUGUGGUAGGUAACAAUAGUCUAGAGUGUGUUUAUAUAGCGAUUGGACAUGUGGGGGGGGUUGCCCCUUGGUCGCAAUUAUUGCUGGAUAUAGCCCAGACGGAAUCUCGUUUUUGUUCUACUGAAUCCGUAAACCUUUCACCAUUUUCUCUAGUCAUGAAAGAUGCUCAGCCUUGACGUCGGGCGAUAUUCAUAAUAAAAAAGAAAAAACACACAAAAACUCACGUAAUUGUGUGGAGUGCGAAACAGAGUUUUCAGUAUUAAUGCGCACUGUAAUUUAACCUUCUUAAUGAUAUGUUUAAAAGAAAGCAUGCUAAAAUAUAUCAUAACCGCCAAGCACGGCCUAGGUGCAAAGUCUACAAACGCAGUUCAGUUUUCUAUGCAUGGUGUUUUGAAUAAAAAGAGAUGUAUAAAAUAGCAAUAGAUAUUCUAAAAAUACAAAAUAAUUUUGUGUCGUUAGUAAUGAUCAAUAACUUUUCUAACUGAUUUAUUGUGUAUUAAUUGUUUAAUAAACAUAACAAUAAGUAAGUGUUUAUUAUGUGAAACGAAUGAAACGUGCAUAUAAGUAUCAAAACAGCCAAACAUGUAUGUAAGCGAGAAAAGCAGACAAUUGCAAUAUCCGUGUUUAACAAAAUGUUACUACGUCGAAAACAUCGUCGAAAAAGUUGUCGCAGUACUAAACAUCAUUUUGAGCAACGAUACAAGUAUCUUACGCCCACAAGCUGCGGUAUGGUGCUAGUUUCCUUUUAGGAAUGAAGUAGCUUAAAAUGAAUACUCAAAUAGAAACACUCUGUGGCAGAUAGAAGGAAUAGAUUUUGUCUGAAAUUCGCCCAAUCAAUUGUCAAACCUUGACAAGUACCUUUUAAUAACGUAGCAUCUAUCACACUAAAAAAAUCCAAACCCAUUUGAGUAAGUUAUGAGAGGAACACAGUGGAACGAAACUACUCCAAUUUCAUCGCUUUUCAGGCUCUUGAAUAAUGGAUAACCCGAUCGGUAUUGUGGCACUGUUCAUCAUUAUAUCGGUGCAUGAGUGGGACCAAACUUUCAGCAUUUUUGUAUCUGAGUGUGCCUUACUAGUUUUGACGACUUUAUGUCGUUUAAUGUAUUUCUUUUGAAAUCUAUUCUCAUAAUGUGAUUUGUUUGUAAGAUCAUGUCCCAUUCAACCUCGUUAGCUGCGUUGAUGAAUUUGAUAAAACACUACAGUAAUGAAUGCUAACCGGCAGUAGGUGCGUUUUAUUGAAGAGACCACCACCAAACAAAUUUCACCUUAAACAUUUAGUGCAUAAAUACAAUUUGAAUUCUCGAAGAAGUGUGUUUUUUAAUACACAACUAUCUGGGGUUACACCAUACUUUCCUAUUGGAAAAUGGUUUUAUUGUUGGUCUUGAGAGGAGACUAGUAUUCACGCCUCGUGGAAGCUUCUCCAAAGUGCUGUAAUGUUGGACUUAACUAACCUUUGAAAAAUAUGCCCAAGAGCCACGAUUAUAGCCUUUAUUCAAGUCAAAUCUCCUCACCAUGCUAUGUAAAAAAAAUCGCCGGGGGAGGGGUGCUUGAAACAAAGACACAUGGUGUAAAGUCUACAUUUGGGCACACUUGAAUUUGUGUGACAGAAUACCACCCCCCCCAAAAAAAAGAAAGAAAAAAGGACAGGCUCUUUUGUCAUACAAUAGAUCUUAUAUUCAAAGCAUCCACAUCAUGCAUUGCUUGAUUUCAAGGAGAAAUAUUUUUAAAGUACAUGAAAUCGCAGAUGCAUCAAAGAAUGACGCAUAUUUUUAUAUCGUGCAUAAUGUAUCAUGGAAUAGUACUCCAAACAUUUUUGCUCAAAAUUUUGAGUAGUAAUAUUAACUAGGUAAUAUUGCGUAACAUUUUGCAAAUAAACGAUUCUGAAUACAGGAAGAAAUUGGGCAUAAUGCGAUUCGUUCGUUUAUAUUUUUUCCCUAUUUACAAAAAUUGAGUAUCAUAGUGACAAAGAUUCAAAAUAGUUUUAGUUUCUUUGUUGGAUUUUCUUACUGAUGUUAUUUGCUUUUUUUUAUCCUGUACAUCUCAAUAAAUAAUCAAAAUAUACUCGGGAGAAAAUCAUUAGCACGUGUAUGCCGUGCAAUGCCUGAGUUGUUAAACCUCGUCUUCAACGGACCUUCCUCCCUGACGCAGGCAGUAGAACCGACUGCUUAGGAAAGCUUAGGAAGGUACUACUUGAGGCAACGUCAAUGUCAUUUUCUCUCAGCUUCUGCACUUUGUUUCAAAUGUAGUCAAAGAAACGUUACUACUUUUAUUCAGAGAAUUCAAUAUAGCAUUUUGUUUUCAGUGAAUACUCAGUGUAGUUUAACUUUGGACAGAAUUCUCCCCCCAUAAAUUGCCAGUAACUCCAUAAUUCAAGAAACUAUUUUAGUCCACAUAUGUGUUGUGGUCUUUGGAAAGUUAAUGGUUAAAUAUCAACAAAACUACGAGACUCUAUCUUUCAAUCUGAUAGACUUGUAAGUGUAUAUGUCUUAUUUCACCGAUUAUUUCGUUUUCAAGUCACGCUUCUCAUGUAGUCCUUAUGUCAUUCCAAAUGUAGGUUUCAUUGUCACUUGUUAUUGGACUGAAAAUAACAACAUAGGGAAACCUCA
Molecule: messenger RNA, 5483 nt
Organism: Acanthaster planci (crown-of-thorns starfish)
Lineage: Eukaryota; Metazoa; Echinodermata; Asteroidea; Valvatida; Acanthasteridae
Source: RefSeq, a predicted model, not a curated record